CUGCAUACUUGGAUUUUGGCAGGUUUGCAGAAGCUGAAGGUCGGGUUUGGGUAUAAAAACAGGAGGUCUGCUCUGUUUUCACUGCAGAAACAUUGUGACACACUGCAGACAUGCUCAAGCUUCUCGUGCUGACGACUCUGACAGCUGUGGUGCUGGCUGAGCUGGAGCCCCAGCCCAGGUACAUUGAGGAUAUCUUUGAAGAAAGGGUCGUGGGAGGUGAGGUGGCCAACCCCAACUCCUGGCCUUGGCAGAUCUCACUCCAGUAUAGAUCUGGUAGCAAAUACUACCACACAUGUGGAGGAACUCUGGUUAGGAAAGGCUGGGUUAUGACUGCUGCUCACUGUGUCGACAGUCCCAGAACUUGGCAAGUCGUUCUUGGUGAACAUGACCUCUACAGUCACAGUGGCAGAGAGCAGAUCAAGAAAGUCAGCAGUGUGUUCAUCCACCCCAAAUGGGAUCCCAGCAAACUGUCAACUGGGUUUGACAUUGCUCUGCUGCUCUUGGAAUCUGAAGCCACACUUAACUCCUACGUCCAGCUGGGGUCCCUGCCUCCCUCCGGACAGAUUUUGCCCCACAACAACCCCUGCUACAUCACCGGAUGGGGCCGCACCUCCACUGGUGGUAGCCUCUCUGCCAAACUGAAGCAGGCCUAUCUUCCUGUGGUUGGCUAUCAGACAUGUUCCCAACCAGACUGGUGGGGAAGCACAGUCAAGACCAAUAUGGUGUGUGCCGGAGGCGGUGCAGAGUCUGGAUGCAAUGGGGACUCUGGUGGACCCCUGAACUGCCAAGUUAAUGGAAAAUACUAUGUCCAUGGUAUUGCCAGCUUUGUGUCUACUCUUGGAUGCAACGCUCCCAAGAAGCCCACAGUCUUCACUCGAGUCUCUGCCUACAUCGAGUGGAUGAACUCGAUCAUGAACUGAGCAGUGGAUUUCCUUUGCAGCAUGCAGAGACUGAGAUGUGAUUUUACCACCUUUUCUUCUGCUGUUCUUUCUGGUCACAUUCUCC
This is a messenger RNA of Thalassophryne amazonica, 1005 nucleotides long. Its product is annotated as elastase-1-like. Lineage: Eukaryota; Metazoa; Chordata; Actinopteri; Batrachoidiformes; Batrachoididae. The record is from RefSeq and is a predicted model, not a curated record. Gene Ontology annotation, molecular function: serine-type endopeptidase activity. The coding region runs from base 111 to 920 and encodes 269 amino acids. Gene Ontology annotation, biological process: proteolysis. The transcript has 8 exons.